CAGGCUUCGAGUGCGACUUUAAGUGAAACAGGUUCUGUAACGAACAUGCAAAGUAACGAGAGUAUUGAAAAAUCCGAAAGUUCUGUGUCGGAAACUGGUCGGAAAGACAAAACUGUUUAUGUAAACCGGUUUAGAAAACCAGUGUACGAUGAAGGAGAGUUAGAUGCUUCCGAUCUUUCCCUCCCACCUUCGAGGACUAAUCCACAUCCAUUUGACCCUUCUUUAAAUCCAUCUUUGUUACCACCGACACAUUCGCAUUCUCUUGCUCAAUAUGUAAAUCAUCUUCCAUUGUUGCAACGCCUUGUCGACCUAGGGGUCAAUCUACUCACAGUGGAGAAAACAACGGCUCUCGGCCGUCAACUUGUUAGACUGGAUUGGGACCGAGUGGUCUUACCAAAGCUUGCAUGGUUGAUAAAAAUUGGUGUUCCAGUAACAGAAUUAGGGGACUAUUUAACGAGGAACCCAUAUUUUCUAAUUCAGAAUCUUGAUGAUAUGAAGGCUCGCGUCAAUUACUUGCUCUCAAAGAAGUUCAAAAUGGCUCAAAUUGCAAAAAUUGUGGUUGCUUUCAGGUACUGGCUAAAUUUUGAUGUUCGUACAAUCGAUGCUCGUCUUGGAUGGCUUCAGAAAAGUUUCGCAUUGUCAGGGGAUGAGGUGCGUAGUCUAGUAAUACUGGAACCUCGAAUUGUUAUGUUUGGCGUUGGACCUUUGCAGAGGCUUACAAUGCUACUUUCUGAAGAAUUCGGUUUUACGAAGGAUCAAGUGAAAGAGAUGUUAAUGAAGGAGCCGCGUCUUUUUAUGCAAGGUGACGAUUACUUCGCUGCUUCGUAUCUGUAUCUUCAAUUUACUAUGGGUCUAAGCAACGAGCAAAUAGCAAAUUAUCCGCUGGCUUUAAGAUGUCCUAUAGCUUCUUUACGACGGCGACACGAAUUUUUGCUUAGGUUAAGACGAGCUAAUUACACACCCGGAAUGUCGGAAUACGUAUCACUUCCCUCUCUUUUACAUCCAUCUGAUCAGUACUUUGCAGUUCAUGUUGCAAAGUCUUUUCUUGCUGCUUAUAACGCUUUUCUUAAAAAAGUUUAA
Molecule: messenger RNA, 1080 nt
Organism: Enterobius vermicularis (human pinworm)
Lineage: Eukaryota; Metazoa; Nematoda; Chromadorea; Rhabditida; Oxyuridae
Source: the annotation of a GenBank genome assembly